Messenger RNA from Fomitiporia mediterranea MF3/22, 408 nucleotides. Its product is annotated as mago nashi domain-containing protein. Lineage: Eukaryota; Fungi; Basidiomycota; Agaricomycetes; Hymenochaetales; Hymenochaetaceae. Gene Ontology annotation, cellular component: exon-exon junction complex; nucleus. Gene Ontology annotation, biological process: RNA splicing. The transcript is spliced from 5 exons. The annotation marks the transcript as partial. The record is from RefSeq and is a predicted model, not a curated record.
ACGGGCCACUCAGGCAAGCAUGGACACGAGUUCCUAGAGUUCGAGUAUUCCCAUGGACGUUUACGAUACGCCAACAACUCGAACUACCGUAAUGACAGUCUGAUUCGUAAAGAGAUGUGGAUUGGGCCGUUGGUGGUGAAAGAACUGAAGAGAAUCGUCGAGUCGAGCGAGAUCAUCAAGGAAGACGACCAGAACUGGCCAAAGAAGAACAUCGUUGGGAAGCAGGAGUUGGAAAUCCGAGUGGGGAAUGAUCAUAUUGCCUUUGAAACAGCAAAGAUCGGCUCGUUGGUCGACGUACAGGACAGCGAGGACCCAGAAGGCUUACGCGUGUUCUACUACCUCGUUCAGGACCUCAAGUGUCUCAUUUUUUCUCUUAUUUCUCUCCACUUCAAAAUCAAGCCUAUAUAA